Molecule: messenger RNA, 1271 nt
Organism: Musa acuminata subsp. malaccensis (wild Malaysian banana)
Lineage: Eukaryota; Viridiplantae; Streptophyta; Magnoliopsida; Zingiberales; Musaceae
Product: pyridoxal kinase
Biological process (GO): pyridoxal 5'-phosphate salvage
Cellular component (GO): cytosol
Molecular function (GO): pyridoxal kinase activity
Source: RefSeq, a predicted model, not a curated record
AGGAUCAUCAUCAGCGUCAGCCGUGAUGAAAUACGAUGAAGCAACCACCUGCCCUCUCACCACGCCGCCGCCCCAGAAUACUUAACCCGAGGCUCUCCGACGAAGGGCUCCCUUGGCCGUCGAGGAGGUCCGGCCAUGGCGCGUCCUCCGAUCCUCUCUCUGGCUUUGCCCUCCGAGACCGGCCGCGUCCUCAGCAUCCAAUCUCACACUGUCCAGGGAUAUGUUGGCAACAAAGCUGCUGUCUUUCCUCUUCAACUUCUUGGCUAUGAUGUUGAUCCUAUCAACUCAGUUCAGUUUUCAAAUCAUACAGGAUAUCCAACAUUUAGAGGGCAAGUUCUUAAUGGUCAACAGCUGUGCGAUCUGAUUGAAGGCCUUGCAGCAAAUGAUCUGUUAUAUUACACUCAUCUAUUAACAGGUUAUAUCGGUUCUGUUUCAUUUUUAGAUACUGUAUUACAAGUUGUGGACAGAUUGCGCAUGGUCAAUCCUGGACUUAUAUAUGUGUGUGAUCCUGUCAUGGGAGAUGAAGGAAAGCUAUAUGUUCCGCCUGAUCUGGUGUCCGUAUAUCGGGAGAAGGUUAUUCCUGUUGCUUCAAUGCUGACUCCUAACCAGUUUGAAGUUGAGCUUCUGACAGGAUUGAGAAUUACAUCGGAAAGUGAUGGGUUGAAAGCUUGUAAUAUUCUUCAUGCUGCUGGACCGUCAAAGGUGGUAAUAACUAGCUUGAAUAUAGAGGGCAAACUACUCCUAAUUGGUAGUCAUCAGAAAUUAGAGGGUCAGCCUCCGCAUCAGUUUAAGAUAAUCAUUCCUAAGAUUCCGGCAUAUUUUACGGGCACUGGUGAUUUGAUGACAGCACUUUUAUUGGGAUGGAGCAAUAAAUAUCCAGAUAACCUUGAGAAAGCAUCGGAGCUUGCAGUAUCGAGUUUACAGGCCCUGCUGCACAGAACACUAGAAGACUACAAAGCAGUAGGUUUUGAUCCGCAAUCCAGCAGUUUGGAGAUCCGAUUAAUUCAAAGCCAAGACGAUAUUAGGAACCCAGAGGUCAAAUUCAAGGCAGAGGAGUACACUUGAACACUCGAUCAGCGUUGCUGAAGCAUCAAUUUAUAAGAUUACAACCACAAGUUUACUUCUAAUAUACAUCAUUGUUUUAGUGGAGAUGCUGUUUGAAUAAACUGUACUAUGGGAUAUACUUGUCAAACUGAGGGAACUACCUUCCAUUGAAAGUACUUUGAUAUUAUUUUUUUGAUAGUACUUUGAUAUUAUUGAAAUUUCAUCCA